UAGGUCAAGAACAUCCAAAACCUUCUGCUACAACCUCAUACACCACUGUUAAUCAGUUUCGCCCUAAACCUAAUUGAUUUUUGAUUUUUGAUUUUCAGCGUUGAAGCUCAACAAUGGCAGCUCCCUACGAGUACGAAGAAGGAGGUUACCCACAAGAAACAGAUGCAGUCGGGUACGACCCGAAUUUCGUGCCAGAUUCCGUAAAAUCGUUCGUGGUUCAUCUGUAUAGGCACAUAAGAGAGAAGAAUGUUUACGAGAUUCACCAGAUGUAUGAGACCUCUUUUCAGACAUUGAGUGAGCGUAUGUUUAAGGAAACUCCUUGGCCUUCUGUUGAUGCCGUUGCGCCUUACGUUGAUAAUGACCAUGUCUUCUGCUUGCUUUACCGUGAGAUGUGGUUCCGUCACUUGUAUGCUAGACUUUCUCCUACUCUUAGACAGCGGAUUGAUUCGUGGGAUAAUUAUUGCAGCCUUUUCCAGGUGGUGCUGCAUGGUGUGGUUAACAUGCAAUUGCCAAACCAGUGGUUGUGGGACAUGGUAGAUGAGUUUGUAUACCAAUUCCAGGCAUUCUGUCAAUACCGUGCAAAGAUGAAGAGCAAAACUGCAGAGGAGAUCGCAUUGCUUAGGCAGUACGACCAGGCUUGGAAUGUCUACGGUGUUCUCAAUUUCUUACAAGCCCUUGUGGAGAAAUCUACAAUAAUCCAAAUCUUGGAGAGGGAAAAGGAAGGUCUUGAAGAGUUUACUGCUACUGAUGGGUAUGAUUACAGUGGUGGAAGUAAUGUCUUGAAGGUUUUGGGCUAUUUCAGCAUGAUAGGCUUGCUCAGAGUUCAUUGUCUGUUGGGUGAUUAUCAUACUGGCCUGAAGUGUUUACGUCCAAUUGACAUAACUCAACAGGGAGUUUACACCAGUGUUAUUGGGAGCCACAUAACCACAAUAUAUCACUAUGGUUUUGCUAAUCUUAUGUUGAGGAGGUAUGUAGAGGCUAUCCAUGAGUUUAACAAAAUCCUUCUAUAUAUUUAUAAGACAAAGCAGUAUCACCAGAAGUCACCCCAGUAUGAGCAGAUACUGAAGAAAAAUGAGCAGAUGUAUGCCCUGUUGGCUAUAGCUUUGUCAUUGUGCCCUCAAGUGAAACUUGUUGAAGAAACUGUGAAUUCUCAAUUAAGGGAGAAGUAUGGUGAGAAGAUGGCGAGGAUGCUGAGAUAUGAUGAGGAGGCAUCUGCACUCUAUGACGAGCUCUUCUCAUAUGCAUGUCCUAAGUUCAUUACUCCUUCUGCUCCAAGUUUUGAGGAGCCUCUCGUAAAUUACAACCAGGAUGCCUAUAGGCUACAAUUGAAGAUGUUUCUAUAUGAAGUGAAGCAGCAACAAUUAUUGGCUGGUGUUAGGUCCUAUUUGAAAGUGUAUUCAACAAUCUCCCUGGGGAAGCUUGCAAAUUACAUGGAUUUGGAUGAACCCAAUUUAAGGGCGGUUUUGAUGACAUACAAGCACAAAACACAUGCUGUCGAUUCUGAUGGCAAGAUAAUUUCCAAUGCCGAUGUGGACUUCUACAUUGAUGAAGAUAUGGUCCGUGUAGUAGAAUCUAAGUCCGCGAAGAAGUAUGGUGAUUACUUUUUGCGUCAGAUUGUGAAGCUUGAAGGGAUCAUGACUGAUAUUGACAGGAUAAAGCUGGAGUAAGCCACCUUCCUAUGUUAUAGUAUCAGUAGCAUUUAACUUGCUUUGAGCUUUCAUUUUUGUACUGAGGAAAAUGCAGAAAGUUGAAUGAGAGUAUGUAUUUUGAUUUUUUCGGUUUUGAGAACCGGCGUUUACCAAGCUUUUGUUGAUUAGUGACUAGAAACAAUUUUUUCUCUCGCUUUGUAAUCUAUUAAUACAAUACAAAGUUGCCUUUUGUUAAGAAGUUCAAAACUAGAGCUCUGGGCUAAAA
This is a messenger RNA of Solanum pennellii, 1914 nucleotides long. Its product is annotated as eukaryotic translation initiation factor 3 subunit L. The transcript is spliced from 8 exons. Gene Ontology annotation, biological process: translational initiation. Gene Ontology annotation, cellular component: cytoplasm; eukaryotic translation initiation factor 3 complex. The record is from RefSeq and is a predicted model, not a curated record. The coding region runs from base 114 to 1667 and encodes 517 amino acids. NCBI's taxonomy places the organism in Eukaryota, Viridiplantae, Streptophyta, Magnoliopsida, Solanales, Solanaceae. Gene Ontology annotation, molecular function: translation initiation factor activity.